AUUUCGUACUGAUUGUUAUACCGUUUUGUCAGUAUUGAUAUAGUGAACAGUAUCAGAGGAGAGGCACAGCUUCCCAGAAGAUUGUUUACCCUGCAAGAGAAACGCCGUCUGCCACUCCUGCAGUAGUAUCAAAAGGCGCAAUGAGUUCAGUAAAAAAUCUUGUUACGUUCCCAGCGCUAAGUGAAGUCACAGAUGCAGCGGUCCGGUCUCCGAUGGAGCGAGAUACACAAAAGGCAAGUGAUGGCGACGAAUCACACGGGAACGGCAUCGAAGCAUUCAAUCUGCUGAAGACUCUCGGUAAGGGCAGUUACGGCACUGUAUAUCUCGCUGAGAAGAAGAAGAACAAGGACCAAGUGUACGCUAUCAAGGUGCUACAGAAGCAUACGGCUAUCGAGAAGAAUAUUGUAAGGAGAACCAUCAGUGAGAAGAAAGUUCUGGCUAUUGCGGGUCGCCAUAUGUUUUGUGCGAAAAUGUUUGAGUGUUUUCAAACUGCCAGCAGGCUUUUCUUCGUUAUGGAGUAUAUCGGCGGCGGAGAUCUAUGGUUUCACUUGGAAAAAGAAAGAAGUCGCCGUUUUGGUGAGUCCACAACUCGCUUCUACUCCGCUCAGAUAGCGUGCGCCCUACUUCAUCUGCACCGUUCAGGAAUCAUUUACCGUGAUCUGAAACUUGAAAACGUCAUGCUGAGCAGUGAUGGACAUAUCAAAAUAACAGACUUCGGUGGGAGCAAAGUAACCCUGGGAGCCACAACAUCAACAUUCGUCGGCACGACUGAAUAUAUGGCCCCGGAAAUGGUCAGAAGGACAGCUUACAACGCGUCUGUUGACUGGUGGGCUCUUGGCGUUCUGAUGUUUGAGAUGAUGUUUGGCUGUGUGCCCUUUAGAGGCGCAACAACAGAGGUGAUAUUCCGAAACAUUGAAGCCCAGCCGGUGAUAUUCCCAGACACCAACUGCAGUAAACAUUGCGAAAGCGUGUUGCUGAGUUUGAUGCACAAAACUGUUAAGCAGCGUCUGGGAUGCACGGCUGGGUCGCAGGUACAAACGCAUCCGUUUUUCGAGUCAAUACGGUGGGAGGCGCUAGAAAGGGGCGACAUCAAUCCGCCCUUUAUCCCACCGUUUGACUCGAAGACGGACACAUCAAACUUUGACACGGAAUUUACGGACGAGGUCGCCGUUCUCGAGCCCAUUGACGAAUGGAUUGUGGCCCGGAUCGACCAGUCUAAAUUCAGAGACUUUGACUUAAGAGAUUAGCAUUGCAUUCCGUGGAGCCAAAUUAGGUUAGCCGACACACGGUUUCGUUACUUAACAGCUCCAGUUGUUAUUCAAACUGUGCUCUUUACCGCCUUACCUAGGAAAAUCUCCGCUGCAUGUGUUUGCUAUAUUCAUUGACUGAGAAAUAUUUGCUGUGUGCCACAGGCUUCCAGGGUGCGAUUGGUGGAAAGUUUGCCAUUUUAGCGUGGCCAUUUCUUAAUCUGUUGCUGAUGUUGUUGUUGUUGUCGUCGUCGUCGUUGUCGUCGUCGUUGGUUUUGUUGUUGGUUUUGUUGUCGUUGUUGUUGGUUUUGUUGUCGUUGUUGUUUUUAUCGUUUUUGAAGUAUUAAUUCUCACGAUGGCACCAUCGCCAAUAGGAUUUUUGGUAUUGUUGUUGUUGUUGUUGUUGUUGUUGUUGUUGUUGUUGUUGUCUUCGUCGCCGUUAUGGUAACAAAGAUUGGGCAUUGGGCAUUGUUUUUUUUCAUUUAUCAUUGUUUCGAUUCAUGUCUUUUUCGUUCAUUCUUUGAUUCUUAGUACUGUAUAGGUUAGUAUUUUCGCUGGUCUACAGCUCUUCAUUUUUGGCCACCGUGAUCCUGCUUUUCAACUUAGCUCCGCUGUUCAUUUUUAUGCUUCCACAAUACCAUCUUGUCAUUGGUGACAAAAAACUGGUUUUCUCCCUGCUACUGCGUCUGCCUGUGCGAGCUAUAUUUUUUCUAGGCGGUCUGGGUCCAGGGGCAUAAUUAUGUGCAAUCAGCUGCUGCAAAGGAACGUCUAUUGAGAUUUUCAAGUGGCUAGUCACUAAUCAAUGCGUUCAUGGCGUUGCUAACCUUCCUUCAUCUUUGGCGUGCUUUGAUUUCAUUGACCCUUUUUACUAGUAGGCUUUACCCAAGUCAGCCGGCCGAAAACGAGACCGAUUGAAAAAUGGCUAAGCUUUAUAUCGCUAAUUUUAGAGGAUUGCUUUGAGACCCGCCGAAAAUCUACCAAAUGUUGCAAAUUGUGUUUUCGAACGAAUGUUGCUUCCAAAAUCUCAACUAUUUUGAACUCAAUAUGCCAACAAUUUAGUCAGUUUUGAGUGUCACCUGUGUCCCUGCCCUCCCACCCUUCAUUUCUGUGCAUAAUUAAUAUCUCAACAAUCGACGUAAUAUUGCCGUACUAAUUCCAUGGAGAACGAGCAGACUAAUCUAGUUCCCCUCUCGGAGGCAAGGAGAGACAGGAGGAAGCACAAGCACGGCACAGAACAAAUCAAGGAGAGGGAAGCGGUGUCGCGAGGAGAUGGAGACUGAUGAUAACGAAUACGAGGACGAUGGGAUGGACGGCGGCAUUGGAGUGGAGGUGGAGGAUGAGAUAAGUGAUGAGGAGGUGUUUGAUGUUGACAAGAGGAAGUCUGCAGUGUACAAGUAUUUGGUGUCCAGUCCAGAAUGUCGUAAGGUGUUUCACAAUUCAAGGUUUAGUGUUAAUCGAAGCUGUGUAUAUUCUUACUCGGACCCUGUGCUAUGUAAACAGAAAGAAAACGUUGUAUCACUCACACUCUUCAAGUAAUACACACGCACCAUUACAUUCAUUCACACAGUAUCCAUUCAUCUGCCACUACCUUUCUCACACACACUAUAUUCACACAUUGCAAAGAUGCAAACUUCGCUUUUUGUACUUGCUGGCUGCUGUAUGUUUACAUGAAACCAUAUUAGCUACAUGUAUAUAAGUGUGCGUUUUAGUUAUUACAUUUUAUGUGACGGCGUUCCACUGAUGACAGUCACAAGAAAACGGUAUGGAACUUAACUUUCUUCAAUUUUUGCUGUUGUUAUGAAUGCACAAGUUAUCUUAUUUAUCGCCAUUCUUAAUAUCAUUGCUUUUUUAUCACUUUGUGCCGUGAUGUGAUUGCCAUGCCUACAGGAUGCCUAAUCGCCAUUGGGGAUAUACACCCGGUUUUUUCCCUCACAACUGCGUCCGUCGGCGCGAGGGUUUUUUCCCGGCUGGCUCGGUCCAGGGAAAUUAAUCUGACGGUCCCAAGUGGUUCUGCAUUAUUGCCUAUUUCUGCCAUCCACUGGCACGCCUAUUCUAUCUUAGACACUGCGUUCUCAGUCCUUGC
Molecule: messenger RNA, 3330 nt
Organism: Sycon ciliatum
Lineage: Eukaryota; Metazoa; Porifera; Calcarea; Leucosolenida; Sycettidae
Product: protein kinase C epsilon type-like
Exons: 1
Coding region: 141-1247 (368 amino acids)
Biological process (GO): protein phosphorylation
Cellular component (GO): nucleus; cytoplasm
Molecular function (GO): protein serine/threonine kinase activity; ATP binding
Source: RefSeq, a predicted model, not a curated record